GCAAAAUGAACGCUGUACGCAUAAUUGCUAAAAUGUGUCGAUUUUGUUUGAACAAGAACCAGGAACAAUUGUUUGCAGCCACCGAAAUACUUGAUUCUUCUCUGACAAUCGAAAUAAUACGGCUAUUCACAGGCCUGCAGCUCGAGACGAUGGAUACAAGCACGUUCGCAGUAUGUGGGACCUGUAAAGAUGUCCUUAACGCAUGGGUUAUAUUCCGUAACACCUGUUUAAGCAAUGAUUUACUAUUUAAACAAUCGCUUCCAGUAAGCACCUUCUGCGAUGACGCGGAUGAAAAUGGGAUUCCAGUAAAAUCACGGGAGAUGAAUUUGUUGAAGGUUGAAAUUAUGCUGCCAGAUGAAAAAUUAGUAGAUCGCAACGAUGUAAGUCAAACAUGCAUCAAUGCGUUAGCUUCUGAUAACGAAUUGGCACAAAUUAACCAAGAACCAUUCGAUGAAACUUUAACAAACGAUAACGAAAGAGUUAUAUGCUCGUCGUAUACGAAUGAAAUGGAGAUGGAAACACGCUUUGAGCUUACAACGAAGAACGAACUUGAAGAAAACAACAGCGAUUUCAGGCGAGCAUGUCCACUUCUUGACAAUGCGUAUCAAUCGCAUGCAAAAACAGAAAAAUCCCCAACCAAACGCAAACGGCAACUGUGCGUUACAUGUGGAAAAAUGGUAAAGAAUUUAUGGUAUCACACCGGUACCCAUGCAAACGACAUCGCCUCUUACGCUUGUCCACAAUGCCCGAUGAAAAUGAAAAACCAAUCGAAUCUCGCUCGUCACAUACAAGCGGUACAUUUGAAAAAAGUUGUUAAAUCUUGUGAACCAUGCGGAAGAGGCUUUUCUCAUAUCAAUUCGUACAAGGCACACAUGCGAUCGCGACAUGGAGUUGGAGAAACAUAUCAGUGCCAAUCGUGCUUGAAAACAUUCAAACAGCCCAGCGGCUACAAAAAACACAUAUCCCAAGCACAUAGCAACGAACGGAAUUUUGUAUGUUCCAUAUGUGGCAAACCGUUUAAGGAUAAGCAAGCAUUGAAUCUGCACAAAAAUGUGCAUUCCACUGAGCGACCAUACGUAUGCGGCAUGUGUCCGAAACAGUUUAAGGGUGCAAGCGCCAAACGAACACAUGAAUUGACCCACGUUGGGGUCGUUUUCAAAUGCACACUCUGUGAUAAAUCGUAUCAGUACAAAUCUCUGUUGAACUUACAUGUUAGGAAAACCCAUCCAGAAGGAGUUUAGCCGUUGGACCUAGUUUUCCAUCGACCGAUAAAAAUAAAUAAACAAAA
Messenger RNA from Anopheles moucheti, 1288 nucleotides. RefSeq names its product zinc finger protein 578-like. Gene Ontology annotation, biological process: central nervous system development; regulation of transcription by RNA polymerase II. The transcript is spliced from 4 exons. Gene Ontology annotation, cellular component: nucleus. NCBI's taxonomy places the organism in Eukaryota, Metazoa, Arthropoda, Insecta, Diptera, Culicidae. The coding region runs from base 6 to 1241 and encodes 411 amino acids. Gene Ontology annotation, molecular function: DNA-binding transcription factor activity, RNA polymerase II-specific; RNA polymerase II cis-regulatory region sequence-specific DNA binding; zinc ion binding. The record is from RefSeq and is a predicted model, not a curated record.